GUUAGCAGUAGGGCCAAUAAGAGUAAAAUAAGAAGAAGAACAAAAAGUUAUUCAUAUAUUUUAAAAAGUUACAAAGUUUCAAUGCUAGUUGAAUUUUAAUAAUUUUAAAAUGUUCCGUUCAACUUUGCAUGUCGCUAAACGAAAUAUAUCCUCUAUUAAGAAUGGUAUUGUUACUGAAGCUGUGGGUCAAAUAGUUACAAUAGGUUUAAAUAGACCUGAAAAACGAAACUGUAUUGACACUGACACUGCAGUCAAAUUAAAUAAAGCAAUAAAUGAGUUUGAAGAAGAUGACUCUUCUCUUGUGGCUGUGUUAUAUGGUGUAGGAGGCAAUUUUUGUUCAGGAUAUGACUUGAGUGAAUUGUCUCAAGCAGACUUAGACAAUGAAGACCUCAUUUCACAAAUGAUGAUGGUUCCUAGAAUAAAACAUACCCAAAAGCCUAUGGUGGCAGCAUUAAGUGGAUUUACCAUUGCUGGAGGCAUGGAAUUGGCUCUGCUUUGUGAUUUGAGAGUAAUGGAAGAUACUGCAGUAAUGGGUUUUUACGGACGAAGAUUUGGUGUACCAUUAGUGGAUGGAGCAACAGUGAGACUACCAGCCAUGGUUGGUUUAUCCAAAGCAUUAGAUCUCAUAUUAACAGGGAGAACUUUAAAUGCGAAAGAGGCUUUUGAAUGGGGACUGGCGAAUAGAAUUGUUGCUUGUGGAACAAGUUUAGGGCAGGCUAUACAGCUCGCAACUUCCUUGGUAAAAUUUCCACAAAGGUGCCUCAAGUCGGACCGAAAAUCAAUCUAUAAUUCUGCUUUUAUUCAAAUUUUUGAUGAACUUCUAGAAUUUGAAAAGAAAAAUGCAAAUAAGUUAGAUAAAUCAUCCAUUAUUGUGGGUGCCAAAAAAUUUAUGAGUGGUAUUGGAAAACAUGGAAAAGCUUACAAUCUGAGUGAAAAACAAAAGUAUGACUGGGAAAAAGAAUUUGAUGAUACCUUUAAAAAUAAAUUAUAACUAAUUGUGAUAAAAUAAA
Messenger RNA from Cylas formicarius (sweet potato weevil), 1010 nucleotides. RefSeq names its product probable enoyl-CoA hydratase. Gene Ontology annotation, molecular function: catalytic activity. The record is from RefSeq and is a predicted model, not a curated record. The coding region runs from base 110 to 991 and encodes 293 amino acids. The transcript has 5 exons. NCBI's taxonomy places the organism in Eukaryota, Metazoa, Arthropoda, Insecta, Coleoptera, Brentidae.